Molecule: messenger RNA, 2621 nt
Organism: Solea senegalensis (Senegalese sole)
Lineage: Eukaryota; Metazoa; Chordata; Actinopteri; Pleuronectiformes; Soleidae
Gene: pdha1a
Product: pyruvate dehydrogenase E1 subunit alpha 1a
Exons: 11
Coding region: 78-1250 (390 amino acids)
Biological process (GO): pyruvate decarboxylation to acetyl-CoA
Cellular component (GO): intracellular membrane-bounded organelle
Molecular function (GO): pyruvate dehydrogenase (acetyl-transferring) activity
Source: RefSeq, a predicted model, not a curated record
ACCUGUCAGAAGGACGGACGGAGAGGGGCCGUGUGUGUGUGUGUGUGUGUCGACUGUGGUUAGCUAGUGCAGGAAAGAUGCUGUCCAAUAUCUCCAAUGUCCUCAGAGCCUGCGCUACCAGAAAUGGAGCUGCAGUGGUCAUGUCGGCGCGCACAUAUGCCGACUUCACCACCCAGGCUUCCUUUGAAGUAAAGAAAUGUGACGUCUUCAAGCUGGAAGAGGCUCCAGCAACUGAGGUGGUCAUGACCCGUGACGAGGGUCUGCAGUAUUACCGCGUCAUGCAGACAAUGAGGCGUAUGGAGCUGAAAGCAGAUCAGCUUUACAAGCAGAAGAUCAUCAGAGGAUUCUGCCAUCUGUAUGACGGCCAGGAAGCCUGUGCUGUUGGUAUUGAAGCAUCAAUUAAUCUGUCUGACCACCUGAUCACUGCAUACCGCGCCCACGGCUACACAUACACCAGAGGAGGGACCGUGAAGGAGAUCAUGGCUGAACUCACUGGCAGAAGAGGAGGUAUUGCAAAGGGCAAAGGAGGCUCCAUGCACAUGUACUGUGAACACUUCUAUGGAGGAAAUGGAAUUGUUGGAGCUCAGGUUCCCCUUGGUGCUGGUGUGGCUCUUGCCUGUAAAUAUCAGGGCAAAAAUGAGUUGUGUGUCUGCCUCUAUGGUGACGGUGCUGCAAACCAGGGUCAGAUCUUUGAAACCUACAAUAUGGCAGCACUUUGGAAGUUGCCUGUCAUCUUCGUCUGUGAGAACAACAGGUAUGGUAUGGGAACAUCAGUGGAGCGAGCUGCAGCCAGCACAGACUACUACAAAAGAGGAGAGUUCAUCCCUGGUCUCCGGGUGGAUGGCAUGGAUGUGCUGUGUGUUCGGGAAGCUACCAGGUUUGCCGCUGAUCACUGCAGAUCUGGAAAGGGUCCUAUUAUUAUGGAGCUUCAGACUUACCGCUAUCAUGGACACAGUAUGAGUGAUCCCGGUGUCAGCUACCGAACUCGUGAGGAGAUCCAGGAAGUCCGCAGCAAGAGUGACCCCAUCUCCUUGCUGAAGGACCGCAUGCUCAGCAACAACAUGGCCAGUGUGGAGGAGCUCAAGGAGAUUGAUAUUGAGGUGAGGAAGGAAAUUGAAGACGCUGCUCAGUUUGCCACCACAGAUCCUGAACCCCCGUUGGAAGACUUGUGCAACCACAUCUAUCACAACGAUCAACCAAUGGAAGUGCGUGGCACGAACCCGUGGGCCAAGCUGAAGUCUGUUAGCUAAAGUUUUGCCCGCCCCUUUCUUUUAAUCACCUCCUCCACCCUGUAAUAUAUGUCAUCGAUAUACGCACAUCAAUAAAUGCAUCAACAAGCAAUUCAGUUUCAACAGCAGGGGCCAUAUUCACACAGAUGUUCUGUGAGUUCAACAAACACAGAUGGGACAUCAUUUAAAGCGCUGCUUUACGUGUUUUGACCAUCUCAUGAAAGUCUCUCCUAUUUAUUUAUUUUUCACAAAAGCAUUAGAGACACUGGUGGGUUAUUUAAAACCAUCCUACAAGUACAUUCAUUUUGAGGUUAGCUCCAGAAAUUCCCAGAGCUACUGUAUUUUAACGCAUAACGGAGAUUAUUAGGCACUUUUCUUUUUUAAACGACAAACAUUUUUGUAAAUCUGGCCUCAAGUGAAUAUAUUGAGCUUAUUCUAAAAUUGCUUGUUUGAUGUAUAUCUCGGGCCGUUUCUGAGGUGUUUAUUAAGCAAAUGGUUCCGGUUACCGUUACGGUUCAUCUCAAGACCAGUCAAACCUGACUUUUUAUCCUCCUCAAUUAGAUCAAAUCAAAUCCUUUAAUCCAUCAUCAAAAAAGGGAAAGUAGCAGAGAUAUGGAUAAAAGAUUUAUUGACACGACAACAAGUGAAAUGUUUUGUCAUAGCAUAAACUUGAGUUUUGUUGAGUGACGUAGUAUAAAUCCGGCCUCCGUAUUAUGUACUUUGUACUUAGUAAGUACUUAAGUACUUUUUUGUCUCUAGUGUACAUGAUGCGUAAUAAUUUGAUUAACCCAGACACCAUAAACGGACGCGCGGUAAACACUGCUGUCACGAUCAUCACUCAUUCUCCAUGUGAACGGUGAGACCUUUGAAUUGAUCAUGCCAAACCUAACAUACAAACACGUGCCUGGCAGAUCUCGUGCUGUUCAAGGACGAAUGUGCCGUCUUAUGUUUGUGUCGCACUCCACAAUGAGCUGGUGAUUCUGUGCGUCGGAUGUUCACUGUGUUUACAUUCACUGGGUUAACUUGUUCCAAAUAGGUCCACACACAACCAACACAAUCUUAAUCCAGAAUGUAAACACUGUGACUUCUUGUCUGAAUUCUUCAGCUAAACUAAACUACUCCAAAUUGUCCUAAUCUGGGAGAGAUUUCAUCAGUACCUUAUGUGUCACUUGUAUGUUUUCCCCAGAAGGUGUUUUGUGCUGAGACACAUCAUUGGCUUUUUCUGUCCUGGAACAGAUUAUUUUGACAAAUACUGGGAAUGUUGUCUUCUGGAAAACAGACUGAAACUCAGACUGUCCUGUAUUUGUUGUCAACUGUUACACUGAGGGUGAGGGACGGCUCAAGGAAACACUGGUUUUAUGUGCGAGCCAAUAAUAAAAAGACUGUAAAGUA